AUGGCAACCGAGCAAGCUCUCUCUGCCGAGUUAUCUCGGUUUCUCGCCGACAAAAACACCCAACCCGAAGAUCUUCUGGCGCUAAGAGCGUUCCUACGGGCACGCCCAGCAUACUCGAAACCCACAAGUUAUAUCAGCGACAUCGAGCAACGGCUAGAACUCCUCCGAGACAUUCGAAAAAAGUGGGAGAAGGCCGCAGUUCAGAUGCAGUUCACAGCUGUACUAUGGAGUGCUUUGAUGGUGAUUCCGUUGGAGCAGUUAAGAGAUAUUCGCGACAAUCCUUUUGCGCUGUCGAUAAUUAAGAGUGUUAUACCAGAUACAACUAUGUUGUUGAAAGUUUUCCUAGCAAAGCCUCUAUCACAGGAUGAGCUAACACAUGCGGGUGUAUCAAAAAAGAGAACGCGAUCUUCUACAUACAGCGAAGCACGCAGCGAGGCUUUUUUAGAUGAGCGUAAUCUUGACAAGAGUUAUCGUGAUAGGAAAGAAUCUCAGAAGUGUGAGCUUCGAGAUAGAUACUGCGUAGUGACUGGAACUGCGAAUCCAGAUAUAUGCCACAUAUUUCCAUUCACGGCUACUAAUACUCCAGAUCGGACAACUUCUGGCCUAUACGUGGUUUAUACUCUAUGGGGUGAACAGGUUCACCAGAAGCUCUCGCGCAUGCUUGUUGGAGAUAAAAAUAUUAUUGAUACUGCUAUGAAUAUGGUUGCUUUGGAACCAUUAUUACAUAGAUGGUGGGGCAAAGCUAUGAUUGGUUUUGAGCCUAUUGAAAAGAUUGAGAAUGGCAUCCGCCUUAGAUUUCGGUGGCUUUCUAAGACAAAGUUGGCGAUGAAAGAUGAAGUUGCAUGGGAUCUAAACCCUCUUGACUGCCUCCAGCCAUACGCAGAUGAGGGCGGUAAUGUCAAGAUCGCACACUCCAGCACCUACCGGCCGAUUGUCGAUGGAACUGUUAUUGAGAUUAUUGCCCAAGACAAGUCGGCUAUUCCAAGCUGGGAUUUGUUCUCGCUGCAGUGGGAUCUAAUUCGAAUGGCGUCUUUGUGUGGAGCAGCAGAAGCCAACGACGAUGAUGACUGGGAGUCGGAUGAUGAUGAUGAUGAUCCUCCUCAGGCAAAGGUGGAAAGGACAACGGAUGACUUAUGUCCAGACUCACCUUUUAUGGCAUCGCCGACUCCUGUAUUUCUGCCACUCCGAUCAGUACCUGUGCAGUCGCAAGUGCAGUCGCAAGUGCAGUCACGAGAACCUUCGCCAACAAAGUUUUCACAGCUUCGGGAAAAUUCGCCAGCAAAGUCUUCACAGCAUCGGGAAAAUUCGCCAGCAAAGUCACGUACAGGAAGGGUGGACGAGAACAAUCCGUGGUAA
Messenger RNA from Amorphotheca resinae ATCC 22711, 1356 nucleotides. RefSeq lists its product as hypothetical. The coding region runs from base 1 to 1356 and encodes 451 amino acids. The transcript has 3 exons. NCBI's taxonomy places the organism in Eukaryota, Fungi, Ascomycota, Leotiomycetes, Helotiales, Amorphothecaceae. The record is from RefSeq and is a predicted model, not a curated record.